AUGACUCCCAAAGGAAUAAGCAGCAAAUCUAUUGGAAUUUUUCGACAGUUUUUUGCUACCGCAUGCCUGGGUCCACUAACGUAUGGAGCAGAUAUGGGGUGGAGUUCUCCAGUUUUGCCCAGACUGGAAAGUCUGGGUCUUACGGUCAAUGAAAGCUCGUGGAUUGGAGCGAUGUUAGCGAUUGGUGUUUUUAUCACGGCCAUUCCCUCCGGUUACCUCGCGGACCGUUUCGGCGUCAAGAGCUGCACCAUAGCCUCGGCCGUGACGACGCUGAUCGCCACGGUGAUCAUGUUCCUCACGUCGAACUUCUACUGGCUGUGCGUUGCUCGAUUUCUCGCCGGCGUUACGAUCGGCGGAGUGUCCGUUGUUGGACCCAUGUACAUUUCCGAAAUAUCGGACGUAGAGCAGAGAGGGACGCUGGGGUCAUUCUUCGAACUGAUGAUUUACCUCGGCGUAUUUCUUGUGACCGUUUGUGGCGCUUAUGUGAAGUACUUUGUAUUAAAUUUAAUUGUAGGUAUAUUGACGUUAACUACCGUCAUUAUUGUCGUCUUUUUACCGGAAAGUCCGACCUAUUUAAUGAGUUUGGGCAAACAAUCGGAUGCUGAAAUGGUUUUUAAAUUUUACAGAGGCUGUAAUAUUCACGCGGAUAAUCUCUUAAGGGACGCACGAGGAGACAUAGGGAAGACAUCUAGAAAACAUCUUGGUAUUGGGAAAUCUCUGUACAGUAAAGGGACCACGCGUGGUUUCAUCGCUUGCAUUGGCCUCUCAAUCUUUCAGCAAUUAUCUGGGGUUGACACUUUCGUCCUUUACUCGGUCCCGAUCUUUGAGAUGAGCGAUAGUGAUAUAGAUGCGUAUACUUCAGGUAUAGUGAUAGCUGCAGUUCAAAUGUGUGCGUCAGGGGUUGCUGUUUUCAUAGUAGAAAGGGUACGUAGAAGACUGCUGCUGUUCAUCUCGACUAUCGGCUCCGGAUUGUCUUUGGCGCUUUUAGGUGCUUAUUUUCACAUGGAAACGAAUAACGUCAGCUUGCCUGGUUUUAAUGCAGUUCCCGUGGUGAGCUUUGCGGCAUUUUCUCUGAGUUAUGCGGUUGGUUUGGGGCCAGUGUUGUGGAUGAUUUGCGGUGAGCUGUUUUCAGAGGAAAUUAAAGUUGGAAAAAUUUUUCCAGUUGCAGCAACAAGUUUGGGGCCUCAUUACACGUUUUACUUUUUUGCCGUUUGUAUGGUCGCGUGCAUUGUGUUUAUAAAAUUUUGCAUCCCCGAAACUAAGGAUAAAACGUUGGAAGAAAUACAAAGAGAACUUAACGCUUAG
Photinus pyralis (common eastern firefly) is the source of this 1305-nucleotide messenger RNA. Its product is annotated as facilitated trehalose transporter Tret1-like. Gene Ontology annotation, molecular function: transmembrane transporter activity. Gene Ontology annotation, cellular component: membrane. The transcript has 3 exons. The record is from RefSeq and is a predicted model, not a curated record. Gene Ontology annotation, biological process: transmembrane transport. Bases 1 to 1305 code for a protein of 434 amino acids. NCBI's taxonomy places the organism in Eukaryota, Metazoa, Arthropoda, Insecta, Coleoptera, Lampyridae.